AUGGCCACAAACACUGAAACCACCACUAUUGCCGAGCGGCUUGCCCUCACUCCCUCAUCCGCGGAUGAGGUUUCACAAAAGCCGGCAAAACACGGAUACUUUGACCGCAUAGCCCAACAACAUGCAGGAGCUUUGUGGACAUGCCUGGACAAGAUGGUCCCUCCCAGACCUAACCCUACAGCGACGGUGCAAUCAUGGCCCUACGAACAGAUGAGACCCAGCCUUCUCGAGGCCGGCGACAUCGUGUCUGCCGAGGAGGCCGAGCGGCGGGUGCUGAUGCUUAUCAACCCUUCCCUCGAUGCACCGUACACCACGGACACCAUAUACGCCGGUCUACAACUGAUUCUUCCCGGCGAGACCGCCCCGGCCCACCGACACGUCGCCUUUGCACUCCGAUUCAUCAUCGAAGGGUCAAAGGGUUUCACGGCCGUCGAGGGACAGAAGUUGACCAUGGAACGCGGCGAUGUCAUUCUCACCCCCAGCUGGCACUGGCACGACCACGGCAACGAGGGCACCGAGCCCAUGAUCUGGCUCGACGGUCUCGACCUGCCCGUCUACAGAUUCCUGCCCGUCAAUUUCGCCGAGAACUACGCCGAAAGUCGAUACCCGAGCGAGCCCGUCUCGGAAAGCAAAUUGCGCAUCCCCUGGUCCGGCGUCGUGGAGCAGCUCGACGCCAACAAACCCACCCAGUCGACCAUCUCCGCGCAAGCCGAGCGUGUGGCGGCAGGUACAACGUCUCCCGGGUCUCAAGAGACGUGUUCAUUUGUUUACCACAUCUAUGAAGGCAAGGGCUAUUCGACCAUCACGGGGAAGGACGGCAAAGAGCAGAGAGUCGACUGGCAAGAGAGGGACACUUUUACUGUCCCUGCUUGGAGCACGAUAACACAUACUUCUCUUGACGAGAGUGGCAGUGCUUAUCUGUUUGCAAUCAACGACCUGCCCAUGGUCGAAAGUCUGGGUCUGAUGCGAAGCAGCUCGGGAUGA
Molecule: messenger RNA, 984 nt
Organism: Exophiala xenobiotica
Lineage: Eukaryota; Fungi; Ascomycota; Eurotiomycetes; Chaetothyriales; Herpotrichiellaceae
Exons: 2
Coding region: 1-984 (327 amino acids)
Molecular function (GO): dioxygenase activity
Source: RefSeq, a predicted model, not a curated record